AUGAACCACACAACUCCCACUCUCCCUACCGUCAUCAUCACUCCCUCCACCCCCCUCAACACCCUCCCCACAAGAUCCACUCGCGCCUCCUACACCGCCCCCUCCUCCCCGUCCGCCGGCCGCUCCUCCCGCCAGUACUCGCGCCGACAACACCUUCUCACUGCGCUUGAACUCGGACCCUCCCCCUUCCCCCACCCCGACAUCAGCGAGGAAAAGCCCGACCACGCACUCCUCCUCCCCUCUCCCUCCCACUUCGCUCCUACACGGAAACGGCGGCGUAACAAUGGGCUCUUGCUGAGCCUGUUGGUAUUCGCGAUGUUUGGCUUGGUGCUCGUCGGUCCAAUGCUGCCUUAUCGGUGGUAUGCGGGCUCGAGCGGGAUGGAGGUGCCUGCUUUCGUCGCGGCGGUGCAGGAACAUGAGCUGGCGGAAGUGCCAGUCUUGUCAUCGGCGGCGGACACAGUAGCGGGUGACGCAGAGAGCAUGUGGGAUGCGCAUGGAGCUGGUCAGCAGACUGAGCGGGAAGCGUCGGCGAUUAGGCGGGACGGCGGAGUAAGGGCGGGACAUGAGCGCAGAGCGUGGCGAUGGGCGGUGAGGAGGGGAUGGGAGAUGGCUUUGCUGGACUGA
Molecule: messenger RNA, 624 nt
Organism: Dioszegia hungarica
Lineage: Eukaryota; Fungi; Basidiomycota; Tremellomycetes; Tremellales; Bulleribasidiaceae
Exons: 1
Coding region: 1-624 (207 amino acids)
Source: RefSeq, a predicted model, not a curated record